AGGGAAACUUGCUCAAAUGUAGCUCUUCACUCACUCUCUCUCUCUCUCUCUCCUAUACAGGAGGGAAAAUUUGGUAAAAAAGAGAGAUCUUCCGGAUCGCUUCGUCGAAGCGUAUCCGAGAGGAGAGAGAGAAGGCGGUGUAUUGGAUUUGGAUUCGUGAGUUGACACACGCACACUCUCUCCUGACCCCCGUUUUUCACAUCCAUCGGCCCUUCGCCAUUUCAGGGUCCAAGCUUGAUCCGCAAUUCUCUCCCUCUCUUUCUCUCGCUAUCUCCCUCCUUACUUGCCUCUCUCGCCUCACAUUCCGAAGCAAAACCCACUUGGAGAAGACAUUUUUUGGUUUUCUAGAUAUUUCCCAUUUGGGAUUUUCCUCCGUGGGCAUCGAUCAAAAAGCUUCGAAGCUCGUACGUUUGAUUCCCACCCCUGUUCUUGUUUUCGAGGCGUUGGGGAUUUCUCAGCAUAAGAGGAGAGGAGCGACGGUCAUUUACCACCUCGAAAUUAUUUUGGCUUGCAAAUAAGGACGGGGCAAAACUUGGGUUGAUUUUCUGGAUCAGGAUUUUUCCUAAUUCAUAUUUGCCUUAGGAUUAAGCAUUUUUUGUUGUCACAUCGAAGCAAUUCACCGAAGGAAAGUUACAGAAAUUGACAGGAAAUAAGCAUCGUUUGGUUUCUUUUGGGAAUGCUGAUCAAUGACAGUCUCAAUUGUGGAAAAGGGGGGUUUCUCUCCGAACCUGUACUUUGAUUUGACGAAAAGGGCAACUUUGAAGUGGGAUAAUGGGUUGCAUUUGCUCCAAAGGAAUUCUUCCCGGCCAUUACAAGAUUAGAGACAGGGGUUCGAAGGUUAGCAAAUCUCCAAAAAGGUCUGGUGCAUCCUCAAGGAGAGACGAACUGGCGGUUACAGCCAAUGGCGGAGGCAACGACGUUGCAGAUCGACUGAUACCAAGCCCACAUGAGGUCGAGACUGUAGUGGAGGAUAGGAAAGGUGAUGAUUUCAAUGAGAAACCGUCGAAACCCCUUCAAAGACGAGCGACAAUGGACGUUGCAAGUGGGGGACGCACACAAAUACAGUCGAAAGUGGGUAAAGUAGGUAGCUUUCCCCUCGGCGAGAGCGGAGCACAAGUGGCAGCCGGAUGGCCUUCUUGGCUGACAGCAGUGGCCGGAGAAGCUAUUAACGGAUGGGUGCCUCGAAGGGCCGAUUCAUUUGAGAAGCUGGAAAAGAUUGGGCAAGGUACUUACAGCAGUGUAUAUAGAGCACGCGACCUGGAAACGGAUACAAUUGUAGCCUUGAAAAAGGUUCGAUUUGCUAAUAUGGACCCAGAGAGUGUUCGAUUCAUGGCAAGGGAGAUAAUUAUCAUGCGGAAGCUUGACCAUCCAAAUGUCAUGAAGCUGGAGGGUUUGAUAACUUCAAGGGUUUCUGGCAGUCUGUAUCUUGUGUUUGAAUAUAUGGACCAUGAUCUUGCAGGCCUAGCUGCCAGUCCUAGUAUAAAGUUCACCGAACCUCAGAUCAAAUGUUACAUGCGACAGCUACUUUGUGGACUUGAAUACUGCCACAGCCAUGGUGUUCUACACCGUGACAUAAAAGGCUCUAACUUAUUAGUCGACAAUAACGGCAAUCUCAAGAUUGGAGAUUUUGGAUUAGCAACUUUUUUCCGGACCAAUCAAAAGCAGCCUCUAACAAGUCGCGUAGUCACUCUCUGGUACCGACCUCCUGAGCUGUUGCUUGGUUCUUCAGAUUAUGGAGUUGCUGUGGAUUUGUGGAGUUCUGGUUGCAUCCUAGCUGAAUUGUUUGCUGGGAAGCCCAUAAUGCCUGGAAGAACAGAGGUGGAGCAAUUGCACAAAAUUUUCAAACUUUGUGGGUCUCCUUCAGAAGAAUAUUGGAAGAAGUCAAAAUUGCCACAUGCAACCAUUUUCAAGCCUCAGCAACCUUACAAGCGCUGUCUCCUGGAGACAUUUAAGGAUUUUCCUUCAUCCGCAUUGGCCCUGUUAGAUGUUCUUCUCACAGUUGAACCAGAACGCCGUGGAACGGCUUCUUCAGCCCUUCGAAAUGAGUUCUUCACAUCCAAUCCUCUUCCGUGUGAUCCGUCAAGUUUGCCAAAGUAUCCAUCAAGCAAGGAGUACGGUGCCAGACUUCGAGAUGAGGAAGCCAGAAAGGGUAAAGCUACUGCUGGUAAAGCUCGUGCUCUUGAAGCAAUUAUAAAGGGUUCGAAAGAGCCUAAAGUUGUGCCUAUGUCAAAUGCCAAUGCUGAUUUGAAGGCAUCCGUUCAGAAGCGGCAACGGCAAUCGAAUCCCCAAAGUACCAGUGAGAAACCAGGAGGAAUGACCCAGAACAAUUUCACUAUAUCUAGACAAUCAGCACAACCCAGUCUUGAUGGAUCAACACAAAUUGCAAAUGCAAAUGAGGGUGAGGCUUUGAUUGUGCCAGACCAAGAACUUGAUUCUUCAAGUGGUGGUGCCGAGUUGACAAGGCAGAGAUCUUUCAUACAUAGAAGAGCAUCACAGUUAUCCAGGUUUUCUAAUUCUGUUGCGGUAGGAGAUGAUACGCAUCUCGAUUGUAGUAGGGAGACAGGUGCUAACGCCCAAUGGAGGGACGAGGCUAUUGUUGCCAGGUGUAAUCAUCUAGAUGGUGGUGAAUCAUCGCGAAAGCAUGACUGGUCACAUCAUUUGCUAUAUAGGCCGAUAUCUUUGUUUAAGAAGGGUGGAGAGCACUCCCGGAGGGAGUCCAUUGUGAAUUAUUCUCCCAAAAAGAGCCGAAUCCACUAUUCUGGACCUUUGCUUCCCUCGGGAGGUAACCUUGAUGAAAUGCUCAAGGAGCACGAGCGGCAAAUACAAAAUGCCGUACGGAAAGCUCGCCUCGAUAAGGUCAAGACGAAGAGAGAGUAUGCUGAUCACGGGCAGACGGAGUCACUUCUCUAUUGGGCAAAUGGUAGGUGAUGAUAAGGACUAAUUGCAUUUUUCUCUUGAAGCAAUGACGCCCAUGGGAUGGCAACGAUGACUGUAGGAAGCGCAGAAUUCCUAUCCAGAAAUGGUAAAAGAUAUGAUUUACACAAGCAUUUUGUGUGGGAGCAUCGAUUGAUUGUACGCCACCAAGUACUUAUUCUAACCACUUGAAGACGCUCCUCGUGCUGUAUCAAAUCUGAAGCAAUCUGAUUUGGUAAAAUUAAGUGGCGGUCUUGUUUGGUGCUUCAACAAUGGAAAGGGCUGUAUAUUGUCAGUGCUUGCUCUUAUUGUUGGAAGCAGUCUCUGUACAGUGAUGACCCAUCUCUAUCUCUUCAUUGAUUGUCCCUUGAUUAUGGAAAGGUUACUACAUAAUUCGAAUAAAAUGGCUGAAAUCUGGUAA
Messenger RNA from Syzygium oleosum, 3334 nucleotides. RefSeq names its product probable serine/threonine-protein kinase At1g09600. Gene Ontology annotation, biological process: protein phosphorylation; positive regulation of transcription elongation by RNA polymerase II. Lineage: Eukaryota; Viridiplantae; Streptophyta; Magnoliopsida; Myrtales; Myrtaceae. Gene Ontology annotation, molecular function: cyclin-dependent protein serine/threonine kinase activity; ATP binding; RNA polymerase II CTD heptapeptide repeat kinase activity. The transcript has 9 exons. The coding region runs from base 772 to 2928 and encodes 718 amino acids. The record is from RefSeq and is a predicted model, not a curated record. Gene Ontology annotation, cellular component: cyclin-dependent protein kinase holoenzyme complex; nucleus.